AUGGAUAAAGAGCAUACGUUCUUAUCAUUUAUAUUAACAAAUUGGAAAUUCGAUGAAAAUAACUUAUAUCAUAAACGUAAAGAUUUAAUACAUGAAUUAAAAUUAAAUGUUAAAACAUUAAUGGAAUAUGCUUCAGUUUGUCGUUCAAUUCCUGAAGAUAGUACACAUGUAAUUAGUUUUUGUGCAUUAGUUCAUGGUUGUCUUCGAAUUGGUUUAAAAACAUCACCAUUUCUAUUCAAUCAAACUAUAUCAACUUAUGCUAUAUUACAUAAAAUUUCAAAUCAAUGUGAUCCAGCUAUGGAAAUAAUCAAUAAAUUUGAAAAACAUUUCAAUCCAAUUGAAAAUAAUCAUAGGAACAAUUCACAAUCUGAUCACCAUGACAACGACCACGACCACCAGCACCAGAACCAGCACCACCACCACCAACAACAACAAUCAAUAAAAAGAGAAUAUAAAUCAAAUUUAAAAAAACUUUUUCAUUAUUCAGAAAAUAAUAAAAAUAAGUUUGAUAAAGAAAAUGAUAAAAACUUUCUAGCUGGAAAGAAAUUUUAUUCAAAAUUAAGAACUAAUCAUAACAAUUCAAAUAUUGAAUGGAUUCAUUUUGCACUUGUAGAGAAACUACUUGAACCCAUUGUACAACAUAUAUGUUCAAGAGCAAAAGAAUUUUACAGUUCUGAUAGCAUUGUGGCUAAUCAAUGUGAUGUGAAUGUAUUCUUAUCUUUGAUUAGAGGUCCAUGUGCAAUUAAUUAUUCAUCAGGUAUUCAUGAAGAUUCAUAUUGGUUAAAUUUACAUGCAAAUGAAUUAAUUGAAAGGCAAAGAUUCACUUCAAUUACAAAUCAAAAUAAAACUAUUUAUAGUCCAUUAAAAGCUUCACAAAAAACAAAAUCAUCUAUAGUUCACAUGGCAACUAUUGAUGAUGAUAAUAAAAAUAAAAAAAUUGAUAAAACAUUCAAAAAAAUUAGAAAUUCUUCUACAUUAUCAGACUCAUCAAUUACAGAUACUACUACUACUAAUAAUAAUAAUAAUAAUAAUAUAGAUAGUUUAUAUCAAACAAGAAGAAGUACAUUACUCUAUGGAAAGAAUAAUGUUAUGUUAGGUGAUGAUCAAAAUUCUCUUGGUUAUUUUGAAUUAAUCAGUUCUACAAAUGAUUUAUUACUUAAAUGGACAUCGAAUAAUUUAUUAUUACAAGCAUCCUAUGGUAAAUUUGAUCAUAAUCAUAACAACGAUGAUAAUCAAUAUAAUGUUGAUCAAAAGAUGUUCAAUGAUUCAAUAUAUGAAUGGAAUAAUCUUAAAGUUCUAGACAAAUGUAUCACUUCACAAAGUUCACAAUCAGUCAAGAACAAUAAAAGAAUUGAUUAUGGUUUCCAAUUGGGAAUUCUCACAGUAUCAAUGAAAAAAAUUGAAUAUGUUCACCUACAUCAAGACGCAUCCAAUGAAUAUUGUAUCAUUUUAAUUGGUUUUGAUGGAAUCCCACAUCCACCAAUACGAUUGCACGGUGGAUUCAAUGCUGUUUAUAAUUUUCUAAUAUGUUUGGACCAAGGUUUACAACCUAUUGCCUGUUUAAAUCCAUCACCUACUGAAUUAGAUGAAGUCAUUGAAAAGGAUGAAGGAAAAGAAUCAAGAACAAAUGAAAAUCAGAAAAUCAAGUUUAAAUUAUGGAAUUUAAUUGAUUUUCUAAAUAGAACAAAUGAAUCUAAUGAAAUCUGUAAACAGCCAAUUGUCAUACAAAGUAAAAAUGAUAAAAAUCUAUCUAAGGAUCAUGACGAUGAUGAUGAUGAUGAUGGUGAUGGUGAUGAUGAUAUCAAUGAUCAUGAUGAUGUGAAUAACAAGAAUGAAAUCAAUUCAAAUCAACCACCAAAUAAUGAAAAUGUAACAUGCUUUCAUGAUGAAAAGAGCGAGUUGAAAAGAUCAUUGAUAAUCUAUAAUGAAAGAUAUAAAAAUAUAGAAACUAAAGGUGUUAUAUUUAAAGUUAUGCGUUUUGAUAUCUCAAUGAAUAAGGAAACUGAUAUUUUCAUAGAACAAGAUAAUACAGACAUACCAACUCAUUCAUCAAUAGAACAUACAAAUAAUAAUGAACUAAAACAAACUGAUACAAUCAAUAAUCCAAAGGAUCAAAUAUCUCAGGAAGAAGAAGAAUUAAUGAAUCCAAUUGUAACAAUCAAAUUACAAUUAAUAUUGAGAACUUUCAAAGCUUGGUUUACAUAUACUCGCCAUAUGAACAAUGUACGAAAGCUUCUAUCAUCAUUAGUUAUUCAUUCUGAUAUUAACUAUACAAAUUCAUUCGAUCAAUGUAAGAAACUAACCAAAGAAAAAUGGAAUGAACUAUUUGUGAGUGUUUCAGAUAAAAAAAAUUUUGAUCCUCGACCCAUUUAUGAAUGUAUAUAUUUUGGAGGUUGUGUAUCAGAAUUACGCAAUGAAGUUUGGCCUUAUCUACUCGGUGUAUAUAAUUGGACAAUGAGUGAAGAAGAAAAACAAACUAUCAAUGAACAAUUAAAAGUACAUUAUAAUGAAAAAAUAAAAGAAUGGACUAAAAUAGAGAAGAUUAUUCGUGAUAUGGAACAAAAUCAAACCAUAAAUACAACAUUAUUAUCACAAAUGAACAAUUGUCAAACUACUGAUAAUCUGACACACAAUUCAUCUUCUUUAAUUGAAUGUAAAGAAAAUAUUUUAAAGCAGUUUUCCCAUGCAUUAGAUUCUGUAAAGAAAGAUGUUGUAAGAUGUGAUAGAAAUAAUUGUGUCUAUUCUAAAUUUGAUUCACAUGGUGAUCGUAAUUUGGCUACAAUUGAACGAAUCUUAUUAACUUAUGUAUGGGAAUAUCUUGAUGAUGAAUAUACUCAAGGAAUGUGUGAUAUAGUUGCACCAUUAUUAGCAUUAAAAUUAGAACAUUCCAUACCAUCAUCCAUAGAUACCAAUAAUCAAUCUUCAUUGAUAAUAAAUGAGAAUUCAAUAGAAUUAUUAAAUGAAAUUGAAAUUAGUACUUAUAUAUUAUUUAAGUAUUUAAUGGAAAAUCAUUUAAAAAAAUUAUUUGCAAAAGAAACUGCAACAUAUUAUAUGGAUCAAAAAUUUGAUCAUAUCAAAUCAUUAAUACAGAUAUUAGACCCUGAAUUAAUUGGUCAUUUACAGAAAUUCAGUGAUUUUACACAUUUCUACUUUUGUUAUCGAUGGUUUUUAUUAUAUUUUAAAAGAGAAUUUAAUUAUCAAGAUAUUUUUCAAAUAUGGGAAGUUAUUUUAUGCGCUGAACAUAUAAUCUCUAAUGAUUUUAGUUUAUUUAUUGCUUUAGCAUUAAUUCAAUAUUAUAGAGAUGUGAUCUGUUCAAAUCAUAUGGAAUUAACUGAUAUUCUAAAAUUUUUUAAUGAACGCGCUGAACAUCAUAAUGUUGAUGAUAUUUUAAAUCUUGCUCGACAUUUUGCAAAUACUGUUCAAAAGUUAACUAGUAAAACCAAUGAUAAUUAAUAUAUACUUGUUGUAAUCCAUAUAACAUUCAAUGAAUGAAUAAUGGUCAUGGUAAUAGUCUUGUACAAGGUACUUCAUAUAUCUGGUCAUAGAUAUAUAUAUGUUGGUUGAUAUGAUGUAAUAGUUCAAUUCUAUAUUGAUUUCAAUCAGUAUAUACUGUAAUCAUUAUUGCGUAACCUUUUUUUGUUGUUUUUCUUACUUUUGUUUAGUUGUGAUUGUUUCAAUGAUGUUGUUAUUGUUUUUCUCUCGAUUAGUUUUCUUUUUGCCAUUUCAUAAUCUACUCCAUUGUUCAUUUUUAUAUUAAUGUAUACAAUGGAAUAAGAUUUUGUUAUCUA
This is a messenger RNA of Schistosoma curassoni, 3788 nucleotides long. NCBI's taxonomy places the organism in Eukaryota, Metazoa, Platyhelminthes, Trematoda, Strigeidida, Schistosomatidae. The record is from the annotation of a GenBank genome assembly.